GAUUUAGUGGAGGCUGCGCGAAAUCGACGGAUGAAGAUAUGUGAUUGAUUAAUCAUGAUCACCAGAUUCUACUUCAUCUGUGUGUCUGCACUGAUGAUACACAAAGUCUCUCUGCAGGUCACAGUAGAUGGUUUCUUUGGUGGUUCUGUUCUCCUGCCGUGUUCUUCAUCUAAACUUGAUCAUAAACUUCAAGACAUGAAUGUGUUUUGGAGACAGAAUGACACCAAGAAUGUGUUUGAUAUAAUCAAUGGUUUAGAUUCAGUAGAGCAACAGGAUCCACGAUACAAGAACAGAGUUAAACCUUUUUCUGAAGAGUAUGUGAGAGGAAACUUCAGCAUCAGACUCACUGAUCUCAAUCAAGCGGAUGCAGGAAGAUACAUCUGUCUCAUCACACGCUCAUCUGAAUAUAAGACUGUGGUGCUGAUCAUCAACGUGCCAACAACAGAAAGUGUAACUAUAUCAGCUGGUCAAGAAACCCAAAAACCAGGAACAGAUGUGGUGAAAUCAUCGUCUUUACUCUGGGUUUACAUCACAGCACCUGUAGUAAUAGUAAUAUUGAUCAUAGCCGGUUUCCUCUAUAGAAAAAAAAUUAAAGCUGUUUUAAUUUCUCCUGUCAUGACUGAAAAAAAAGAACAGACAGAAAUAAAUGUGUAAAAGUUUCAAAAGUAAUUGUUACAGCUUUCAGUGUUUCAUUCUGGUGUCAGGAACUGUUUUGUACUUUUAUAUUCUUGCUGUUUGCGUCACAUUGCAUAUGUGAUAUUGAAACAGGAAAUUGUUUAAAAUUGAAGGAUGACUGAUUCUGAUAAUGUGUUAGUGGCUUAAUAAUUAUGUUUCUUUUCCACAAGUUUUAUUUUCUUUGUUGUGUUUGCAAAUAUUACGUCUAUUUUGUAUCGUUUAUUUAUUUUUAUUUAAUGGAU
Molecule: messenger RNA, 917 nt
Organism: Carassius auratus (goldfish)
Lineage: Eukaryota; Metazoa; Chordata; Actinopteri; Cypriniformes; Cyprinidae
Product: CD276 antigen homolog
Exons: 4
Coding region: 55-654 (199 amino acids)
Biological process (GO): cellular response to lipopolysaccharide; immune response; cell surface receptor signaling pathway
Cellular component (GO): external side of plasma membrane
Source: RefSeq, a predicted model, not a curated record